AUGACGAAAGGUAUGGCUUGGCAUCAUGUUCCAACAGACUUGAAUCCGGCGGAUGUGGUAUCGCGCGGAUGUACCCCCAAAGAAUUGCUGGAGCACUCCCUUUGGGCAAAUGGACCUCCAUUUCUACUGAAAGGAGCGUCGAACUGGCCCUCCCUAUUAGAUGCAGUAAGGAACCUUUCGGAACGGCGUUCCACGGUGCUAAUUGGAACCGUUGGCACUGACAUAUCUAUCAACUGCAAGUUUCUCAACUCAUUCGACAAGUUGCAACGUGUUUUCGCGUUCAUUUAUCGAUUCAUUUCAAAUUGCAGAGCCAAAUCAUUACCUUCAACCAUCUAUCUUACCGUUGACGAGAUCAGCUUCGGAACCGUUCUGCUUCUAAGGAGCAUUCAACAGGUUCACAUAGCGGUGGAGCAUGAGGUUCUUAGCCAAGGCAAGCCUUGUCCUUCGAAGAGCAAGUUGAUUUCUCUGAGGCCAAUACUUAGCUCUGAGGGUUUACUUCGUGUUGGUGGAAGGCUUCAAAAUGCGAGCUUGGACUACGAGGCUAAGCAUCCGAUAUUGUUACCCAAGGAUCAUCCGGUCACCAGGGCGAUUAUCGUCUAUUAUCAUGAGAAAUACUUCCACGCAGGGCCACAGGCGUUGCUCGCUGCUUUACGGAAAAGAUGGGUAGCCUGCCAGCAGAUCGAGUUCAGGCUAACCCAGCAUUUCACACCACAGGAGUGGACUAUUGUGGACCGUUCUAUCACAAGUCAGAGGCCCGGAACAAAGCACCCCCAGUGCUACAUCGCCGUCUUUGUCUACUUUUCGACGAAGGCUGCGCACUUGGAAGUCGUCCAGGAUCUCACAACGGAUUCUUUUAUUGGAGCUUUGAGAAGAUUCAUUAGCCUCAGAGGCAGUCCACGCACUAUUUGGAGUGAUAAUGCGACAAACUUUGUUGGCGCUAAACGAGAGCUAGCGGAACUAAAGGAGUUAUUUUUGAGCGAACCGCACACGGCUUCGAUAAGUUCUUCCUGCUUAGCGAAUGGGAUUGAUUGGAAGUUCAUACCCCCGCGUGCCCCACAUUUCGGUGGUCUAUGGGAGGCGGCUGUAAAAUCGGCAAAAUUUCUCUUCUACCGAGUUGUCGAAAAUGCUGAAAAUUUUGAGGUGCUAACGCCAGCGCAUUUCCUCAAUGGUUCCAGCUACACAAGGUUUUCUGAGCCAUACGUUACUCAUCUUCGCGAAGGCCGGUUAAGCAGUUGGCAAAGAAUGACACAAAUGCAGCAGAACUUCUGGAAAAGAUGGAGCAGAGAGUAUUUGUCCCUGUUGCAAGAACGAAGCGAAUGGCGGAUCAAAACAUCCAACAUCCAAAUCGGUCGCGUUGUAUUGCUUCAGGAGGACAACCUUCCACCGAUGAAAGGGCAGCUUGGGUGCAUCCAUGAAGUCAUACCCGGAAAGAACGGCGUCGUCAGAGAAGCUGUGGUCCGGACAGCUACAGGUCUUACCAAGGGCCGUCACCAAACUAGUCACUCUGCCCAUCGAAUCCCAUUUGGUUGGAACCGUGCCUCUUCCAACGGGGGGACCCAGCGAUUCUUUCAGAGGCUGUUUGUGGACUUUCUCGGACCAUAUCCCCGUUUUAGAAGUGGGAAUAUAGGAAUUUUUAUAGUCCUGGAACACUACACGAAGUUUGUGUUUUUGAAAGCUGUGAAGAAACUCAAAACGGAUGUGGUGAUCAAAUAUAUGCAGCAGGAUCUUUUUCACACUUUCGGAGUGCCAGAAACUAUUGUGUCUGACAACGGUUCCUAG
Messenger RNA from Drosophila elegans, 1779 nucleotides. RefSeq lists its product as uncharacterized. Gene Ontology annotation, biological process: DNA integration. The transcript is spliced from 4 exons. Gene Ontology annotation, molecular function: nucleic acid binding. The record is from RefSeq and is a predicted model, not a curated record. NCBI's taxonomy places the organism in Eukaryota, Metazoa, Arthropoda, Insecta, Diptera, Drosophilidae. Bases 1 to 1779 code for a protein of 592 amino acids.